This is a messenger RNA of Uloborus diversus, 1012 nucleotides long. Its product is annotated as pre-mRNA-splicing factor ISY1 homolog. Gene Ontology annotation, cellular component: post-mRNA release spliceosomal complex; Prp19 complex; post-spliceosomal complex. The transcript is spliced from 9 exons. Gene Ontology annotation, biological process: generation of catalytic spliceosome for second transesterification step; mRNA 3'-splice site recognition. NCBI's taxonomy places the organism in Eukaryota, Metazoa, Arthropoda, Arachnida, Araneae, Uloboridae. The coding region runs from base 79 to 927 and encodes 282 amino acids. The record is from RefSeq and is a predicted model, not a curated record.
GCCGUCUCCAUAGAAAACUGUAAACAAACGUUUUGGACUUGUGUCUUCUAGACUGCAUUUAAAUCCUUAAAGUGCGGAAUGGCUCGUAACGCAGAAAAAGCUAUGACAACUCUUGCUCGUUUUCGAGCAGCACAGUUAGCAGAACAAGGUAAAGGCCAGCAAGAACGCCGACCAUUUUUGGCAUGUGAUUGUGAUGAUCUUAAAUCAGCAGAAAAAUGGCGCAAACAAAUUAUUGGAGAAAUAUCAAAGAAAGUUGCUCAAAUUCAAAAUGCUGGUCUUGGAGAGUUCCGAAUACGAGAGAUUAAUGAUGAAAUUAACAAGUUGCUGCGUGAAAAAGGACAUUGGGAAACAAGAAUAGUUGAAUUAGGUGGUCCAAAUUAUGCGAAACUGGGUCCUAAAGUGUUGGAUCAUGAAGGUAAAGAAGUUCCUGGAAAUAAAGGUUACAAAUAUUUUGGAUCAUCAAAAGAUUUACCUGGUGUUAGAGAGCUGUUUGAACAAGAGCCUCCCGCUCCUCAGAGGAGAACACGAGCAGAAAUGAUGAAACACAUUGAUGCCGACUAUUAUGGUUACAGAGACGAUGACGAUGGCAUCCUGAUACCUCUGGAGAAAGCUCGAAGUGAAGAGUUGGAGAAAGAGGCAAAAGAGAAAUGGCUACAAAACAAGGGAAGUGACAUCAAUGCAGAGGUUGAGGACAGUGAUAUAUACACAGUUCCUGAUGAGGAAAUGAGUGACGAAGAAAAUGCUAUGGAGGAAGACAUAGCUGAUGGCACUGGUCAACCAAGAUUUAUUGCUCACGUGCCCGUUCCUACUCAACAAGAGGUUGAAGAAGCAUUACUUAGGAAAAAGAAAGCUGAGUUGCUGCAGUUAUAUGCUGCAACAGACCUUCUUCAAGAAGCUGAGGAAACAAAAUCGCUGAUUGGGAAAUGAUCCAUACUGCCUAUCAUGUAUAUACUCAAACUCAUCCAUUGAACUUUUUGUGGAACAGAAAUAAGAACUCAAACUGUACAUAUAC